Silurus meridionalis is the source of this 4812-nucleotide messenger RNA. RefSeq names its product ring finger protein 19B (gene rnf19b). Gene Ontology annotation, biological process: positive regulation of proteasomal ubiquitin-dependent protein catabolic process; protein polyubiquitination; ubiquitin-dependent protein catabolic process. Lineage: Eukaryota; Metazoa; Chordata; Actinopteri; Siluriformes; Siluridae. The coding region runs from base 853 to 2994 and encodes 713 amino acids. The transcript is spliced from 10 exons. The record is from RefSeq and is a predicted model, not a curated record. Gene Ontology annotation, molecular function: ubiquitin conjugating enzyme binding; zinc ion binding; ubiquitin protein ligase activity. Gene Ontology annotation, cellular component: cytoplasm; ubiquitin ligase complex.
ACGUCAGUGGAAAAGAGAAACGGGCUGCGGGUUUCGUCUGCGUCGCUGAGUGUAUGGUGUAGAUACAAGAGCGUCAAGGGCCAGAUCACGGAACCAUACUGCUCCUCCUUUCCGUGUGGUAACGUCUGGGCUGAAGACAAGGCUUUCUACGGGGAAGAGUUGGUAGAAUAAGCAGCGUACACGGCAGCUGUCGGUGUAACGCCCUGUUCCCUUCAGCACUGAUCCGGUUUAAGGCUCAUUGAGAAAGCAGAAGCGGACGAGCAGCUCAGCAGAGCCGUGCGAUUCAACCAGAGCAUCAGAGGACAUUAAGCUGAGGACGUGUCUAAACCAGAGGACAUACUGUGUAUUUUAUAUUUUAUAUUGUUUUAGAAGCUGACAUCUACCUUUUAAAAAUAUAUACAAAAGAACCUUUAAAAAAGCCCUAAUUUCACUACAACUGGAUCUGUAGUAUUGGAAAUGAUGCAUGUUUACUUGAUUGUUUGCUAAUCAGCCUGCUUAAGUGUUAAAACAAUCCCACGGGGCAUCAAGGGUUUUUCUUCUUCUUUUUCUUUUUUUUUAGUUUCUUUUUCCGUUGUGUCACCCUUGUUCACUGAGGGUAAUUUCUGUUUCUAUUGUUUCAUGAGAAGUAAAGAACAAAGGUGUGACUGUAUGACGGGAAACUUUCAAUAGUGCCGGUAACUGGAUAUCUGAAAAUCUAAUUUGGGACAGUACAACUUUUUUUUUUUGUCAUCUGAAUUCCUUAUCCAGUGUCAAAAAGAAGCCUGAUACAAUAGACUGUGCUUAUUAAGUCAGUAGAACUUACCUUAUCAGGAGUGAAUCCCAGUCAAAAGGAAAUCACACCGUUCCUGGGAAAUGGGAUCAGAAAAAGACUCGGAAUCCCCCCAUUCGUCUGUCAGUGGCAUUCCCAAUCCUAAAUGUCGUGGUCCGGGAAAGAAGCAGGGCAGGAUCUCUUUCUCCAGCUUCUUUCAUAGCAAACGUGGUUCCAGAAAGAGCAAAGCUACUUCGGGAACACCUUUAGCCCAGCAGCACACCCAGCAGCACACCCAGCAGCACACCCAGCAGCACACCCAGCAGCACACCCAACAGCACACCCAGCAGCUGCACACCCAGCAGCUCAUUCAGCCUCCAACUCCUACUGCUGUCUCCCCGGACCCUCUGACUGCCGAGCCGGCUGAGCCUUUAUCCUCCAGCCAGGACUCUCUGGGAGGACAGGAGCUCCACGAGUGCCCACUAUGUCUGGUGCGCCAGCCACAGGAUCAGCUAGCAGAGCUUCAGGGCUGCAGUCAUCGCUCUUGCCUUUGCUGCCUGCGCCAGUACCUGCGCAUCGAGAUCACAGAGAGCCGAGUGCAGCUCAGCUGUCCAGAGUGUGCGGAGAGGUUGGUGCCCAGGCAGGUGGCACUCAUCCUGGACGACGCUGCUCUGCUGGAGAAGUAUGAGGAGUUUCUGCUAAGGCGCUGCCUCGCCUCAGACCCCGACUGCCGCUGGUGUCCGGCUCCAGACUGCGGGUUUGCCGUCAUCGCGUCAGGCUGUGCCAGCUGCCCCAGGCUUGUGUGUCGUAGGGAAGGCUGCGGCGCCGAGUUCUGCUACCACUGCAAGCAGGCCUGGCAUCCGAACCAGACAUGUGACUCAGCUCGACAGCAAAGGGCGCUUUCUCUGAGAACACACAGCAAUCACUCACCCAGUUACGGAGCCGAUCAAGGGCCCACUGAUGACAUCAAGCCCUGUCCCCGAUGUGGCGCCUACAUCAUCAAGAUGAACGACGGAAGCUGUAAUCACAUGACCUGCGCUGUGUGUGGCUGUGAGUUCUGCUGGUUGUGUAUGAAGGAAAUCUCGGACCUGCACUACCUCAGUCCAUCAGGUUGUACUUUCUGGGGGAAAAAACCAUGGAGUCGAAAGAAAAAGAUCCUGUGGCAGCUUGGCACUCUGAUCGGGGCACCGGUUGGCAUCACACUAAUCGCUGGCAUUGCCGUGCCUGCCAUGGUCAUUGGCAUUCCGGUUUACGUAGGAAGGAAGAUAUAUGCUCAUUAUGAGGGGAAGAAGAACUCUCAGCACAGGAGAAACCUGGCUAUUACUGGUGGCGUGGCCUUGUCAAUCAUCACAGCCCCGGUUAUUGCAGCUGUCAGCGUUGGUAUUGGCGUACCGAUAAUGCUGGCAUAUGUGUAUGGUGUGGUGCCAAUAUCUCUGUGUCGUGGUGGAGGAUGUGGGGUUAGCAGAGGGAAAGGACGAGGCGUCAGGAUCGACUUUGAUGAAGACGAUGGACCCAUUACAGUUGCUGACGCCUGGCGAGCGCUGAAGUCUCCCAGUCUUGGUGAGAGCAGCCUAGAGGGAGCAGCCAGUGGCCUUAGCACCACCUCGCCUAGUGAAGGCCUGUCUGUGGCCCCCGGGGGUCUCGUCGACACACCCCACUUCAACACACUAGCCGGAGGAGCUCUCGGAGCCCGGACAGGAAAAUACAGCAGGCUGGAAGUUCAAGGCACUGAGAUCGGAAAGGAGAGUGCACACAGAGAGACUGGGAGCUUGGGAGCAGCCAGCGACUGCGCAAGCACUCGAGGCAUGGCGGGAUCCAUUACCUCCUCGUAUACGAUACCUGAUAGAGAAGGCACAAACCUAGAGAUUCAGGUGGACAUUGAAACGAAACCCAGCCAUCUGUGUUUAACCAGCGAGGAGGACCUGGCUCCCCGUGCCUGUGCCAUGGCCGCUGCUUCAGCAGAGGAGCCUCAGGACUGCAGCUCUCGCCGAGGCAGGGCUUUAUCCCGCUCAUCUCUGGGGCUGUCGUCAGGCGGAUCGCUCAGAGAGGGGCUCGGUGACGUGACGCUGGCUCAGCCUGAGAGCAUCCGGAGCGACCUGGAGACGUCCGAUACGCAGUCCGACGACAUCGCCGAGCUCACGUCGGAGGACUGCGACUCUCCUAACCCUCCUCCUCAGCCUACCUGCCGAGCCCAGAACUCCAGCGAUGGCCUGCACUGCCCGGAUAACAUCAUCCUUUCUGUCUGAAAGCACCAGAGUGCUCGGACUGCUUUUUAUUUCCUAGUAUGUUUCUCUUAUUGUUGAUAUAAUCAGUAAAACAGGUUACGUGCAGUCUGGGGAAUUUGGUGGCGUGGGUCUGCCUGCUGCUCUGUCCAUCUCGCCUAAAAUAAUGACAGGGCUCUACCUCUACGAUUCAUACUGUUAGUCAUCCGUGUACCGAGUGGUGCAAAAAAAUGCCUUGGCUAUUGAAGCAAAAAUAAGUAAGAAUUAAAAAAAAUAAAAAAAAAUAAAGAAUUCCUGUCAGGAGAGUUAAAUUAAUGCCGGACAAGUAAUAUUGAAAAUAGUAUCAAGCACACAUUUUGUGAGGGUUUAUAUUAUUGACUUUAAUGUUUAUUUCAUAUGUACCUUAUAUAUAUAUUGAGAGAGGGAGAGAAACAUAUAGAUAUAGAUAUGUUGGGUGUGUAUGCUUUCUUUUUUAUUUAUAACAAAAUAAACCUGAAACUAUGAUUUGCUGAAUGCAUGUGUACGUAUGCAUGACCUGCACUUGUAUACGAGGAUACAAGUAUGGUAUUUAGUGGUUGCACUGACCAAGUUUGCACAGUGAUAGGAGUUUUAUGGACCUGUACAUGAGUCUCACCUGCACCCAGAAUCAAGUUCAGUGAUGUGGAAGAGGCACUGUUAUGUAGGGAACAAACACGAUUAUGGGAAAUGAGCAAUGAAAGGGGGGGCUGUUACCGACCCAAAGCUUUAAUAUUUUCCUAUGAAAUGAGUUUCUGGAGUGUUGUAUUCCUCUUCUACCACAACAGUUUGCUAAAAGUUUUGCGACAAAGCUUCGUAGUUACAUUUAAUGUUAUGGAACAUCUCGGGGGAACAAAUGAGUUUGUUCUGAAGAUGUUCCUGUGUUGGAAAACCGAGCUAAAAAAAUCUCCAAACUUGCUGUAUGAACAUAUCAACAGUGAAAGGUUAGUUUGAAAUCUGUCCAUAAAAUACCUGUCAUACAAAUACUGUAAUUUGAUACCAUAUUAAAACACUUUCAGACCAAUCCGAUUGAAGAAUUUAACAGUGCUGUGGUGUAAAGUAGACUAAUCACUUCAUAAGCAGACCGUUCCACCUUAAUCCUCACUCUCUCCAUCAUACUCUCGGCCCCUUUCCCACUGACAACACUAUGUGCUUGUUUUUGUGUGUGUGUGAGUGCGUGUGUGUGUGUUGUUUGUAUUAUAUUGUAUUAUAUAGCAAAGAUUUGAAGCAUCAACUGUCAGACAGACCACCUGAUGCACUUUGUUUUUGUAAUAAAGCCUUGUAUUACCAUGGACUUCCUGCAAUGUGUUUGGACUUGAGCGUUUCUGAAUAAUAAAUUGAAUCAAAUCAUCAGCUUCUUGCACUUUAUCCCAGUAUUUGUAAUUGCCCUGAAAGCUAGACUUCCUUGUACCCAUCUGAUUCAAAAAUGACAAACCAUUUGAUUGUAUACUAUUUGUUUUAUUAUUGUGGAAUGUAAUGGAAUAUUAUACUUUUUUUCUCCAUAUGCUGCAUUUUUGCUUCUUAAGUGUCUUCAAUUAUAAAAUCUGAAUCAUAAACUAUUGACUGUUAUUAUGUCAUAAUCGCAAAAUCGUACAAAAUAGAUAAAACCAGCCUUGGAAAUAUGAUCUAAUCAUGAAUCAUGCUAUAUUAAAGUAAUCUCUUGUUGAACUGAAAGAAAACACUUGAAUUUACCAAUAAAUGCAAACGGAUUUAUGAUAGAAAGUGGUAUUAAAAGAACAUUUGUUUUGUACAGUUUAUGUCACAACGCAGUGCGUAUCGCAGCAAAGACGAGACGAAGAUGAGAAUAAAAAUGUGUUUUAACAGCUA